UUAGCUCAAUGUCAGUCUAAUAAAAAUUGUUGUAACUUGUAAGAGCUUAUUGUAAUAUAGCCAAGGUAACAGCGCUGAUACAUACAUUUCGUCAUAGGUCAUCGGCUAUUCGUCUGAAUGGAGUUUAAUGGCAGCAUUGUUGAGUUUCUUGAGAACAAGAGCAUCCUUGUCACUGGUUCUUCUGGCUUUCUGGGCAAGGUUUUUGUGGAGAAGUUGCUCAGAGUCCAGCCGAAUGUAAAGCAUCUGUUUCUUUCCUUAAGAGCCCUAGAUUCAGCGUCGGCAUCUCAACGUCUGCAUAGCGAGGUCUUGGAGAAAGAGGUGUUUAACGUGUUGAGAACAAAAUAUGGUGCCGGAUUCAACACCUUUAUAGCUGAAAAGGUAACCCCAAUCGCAGGAGAUAAUGCAUUGAAAAACUUUGGAUUAGCAGAUGACUCUGAUUUGUUAAUUAAGUUGUUCAACGAAGUGGAUAUCGUUGCCAAUUUUGCUGCAUCUACAAAGUUUAGUGAGAGAUAUGACGUAGCACUAGAGGUAAAUACCAUUGGAGCUAAGAACGUUUUGGAUUUCGCAAAAAAGUGUGUGAAGCUAAAAAUGCUAAUUCACGUAUCAACAGCUUAUGUUUGUGGGGAGAAAUCAGGAGUUAUAUCAGAGAAACCACUCAAAAUCGGAGAAACGCUUAACCAAACCUCAGAAGUUUUAGACAUUGAAGCAGAGAUGAAACUCGUUCAAAACUGCUUAAAAGAACUCAAUCCUGACCGAGUCUCUAAACGCGAAGAAAAGGAAGUCAUGGAAAAAUUGGGAAUCCAAAGAGCAAGAACAUUCGGAUGGCCAAAUACAUAUGUGUUUACCAAGGCAAUGGGAGAGAUGUUAAUUGGUAAAUAUAGGGGAAAUGUUCCCGUUGUUAUCAUAAGGCCAACCAUUAUUACCAGCACUUACAAAGAUCCGUUCCCUGGUUGGUCUGAGGGUGUUAGAACAAUUGACACUUUUUUGGUUGCCGGAGCUGAAGGGAAGUUACCAUGUUUUCUUGGAAAUGAAGAGUCAAUACUGGAUGUGGUACCAGGAGACAUGGUGGCGAAUGCAGUAAUAGUGGCAAUGGUGGUGAAUGCAAACCAUCAGUUUUCAUAUCCGUUGAUAUACCAAGUGUGUUCUUCACAAACAAGCCCAUUGAGUGCCAUUAAAUUGAGAGAUUAUUCCCACAGUUAUCUCCUCAAGAAUCCAUUGACUCGUAAAGAUGGAAAGCCUGUUAAUUUUGUCAUGCCUAUUUGUCUCCCUACUAUGGAUAGUUUCCGGCGAUACAUCUUUCUCAAGUACAUGUUACCUUUGAAGGUUUUGCAGUUGGUGAAUAUAGUAUUGUGCCAGUAUUUUAGAAAAACUUGCGUGGUUAUGAAUAGGAAGAUUAACCGAGUAUUGCAGUUGGUUGAACUCCAUGAGCCUUACAUAUUCUUCAAAGGAAAGUUUGAUGAUUUAAACACAGAAAGAUUGCGGAUGGCAGUGAGUGCCAACAAAACCGAGGCAAAUAUUUUUUAUUUCGACCUCAAAUGCGUAGAUUGGGAUGAUUACUUCAUCAACGUUCAUAUCCCGGCACUAAUUAUUAGAUACGUCAUGAAUUAGUUGGUGCACAAUCCAAGGGGUUGUGCUAUGUUGGAAGAUAUAAAUUUCUACAGGCAGGAAUUAGUUCGUAAAGUGUGAACAAACGGGCUAAUCAGACAGCUGAUACUCGGAUAUUUAUAAAGUCUUUUAUUGUAAGUGAUGAUUUUAUGUAAUGUUUUAUGUUGUACGAGGUUCUACAUGAACUUAAAAACCAGACUGAUCCUCAGAUUCCUCGGUUUCUCAGAUUUGGUUUGUUUAUUAGUUACUAAAUAAAUCCAUGCAGUUUCGAGAGUACCCACAAGUACAUCAAAUGAA
Messenger RNA from Papaver somniferum (opium poppy), 1902 nucleotides. RefSeq names its product fatty acyl-CoA reductase 3-like. Lineage: Eukaryota; Viridiplantae; Streptophyta; Magnoliopsida; Ranunculales; Papaveraceae. The record is from RefSeq and is a predicted model, not a curated record. The transcript is spliced from 10 exons. The coding region runs from base 118 to 1608 and encodes 496 amino acids. Gene Ontology annotation, biological process: suberin biosynthetic process; long-chain fatty-acyl-CoA metabolic process. Gene Ontology annotation, molecular function: alcohol-forming very long-chain fatty acyl-CoA reductase (NADP+) activity. Gene Ontology annotation, cellular component: intracellular membrane-bounded organelle.